AUGGCCACCCUGGUACAAUCUGCAGAAAUGGAGACUUUAGGCGGCCAAACCAACACCGGGGCAUCUCCGACAUCCUCCAGCCCCUCGCAGCAUUUCAACGACAGCAAAUUUUACCUGCUGGUGGUUAUAGGAGAGAUCGUAACGGAGGAUCACCUAAAGUGUGCCAUUGCGGACAUAGAGAAAGGGAUCCGCUCGUGGGACACCAACCUUAUCGACUGCAACCUGGACCAGGAACUCAAGCUGUUUGUCUCCAGACACUCAGCUCGUUUUUCUGCAGACGUCAGAGGGCAGAGAAUUCUCCACCAUAAAAGUAAUGUUUUGGAAACAGUGGUACUCAUCAACCCUUCAGAUGAAGCAGUCAGCACUGAGGUUCGUUUGAUGAUUUCAGACACUGCCAGACACAAGCUUCUGGUUCUCUCAGGGCAAUGCUCUGAAAAUACUGGGGAGCUGAUUCUUCAGUCUGGAUCUUUCUCUUUCUUCAACUUCAUCGACAUAUUCACUGACCAAGAGAUUGGUGAAUUGCUCAGCACCAUUCAUCCAGCAAACAAAGCCAACCUUACUCUCUUCUGCCCUGAACAAGGCGACUGGAAAAACUCCAACUUGGACAAACACAACCUGCAGGACUUCAUUAACAUGAAACUAAACUCCACUCUCAUACUCCCUGAAAUGGAGGGCCUUUCAGAAUUCACAGAGUACUUAUCUGAAUCAGUAGAGAUCCCAUCACCUUUUGACAUGUUAGAACCACCAACCUCAGGUGGUUUCCUCAAACUCUCCAAACCAUGCUGUUACAUUUUCCCGGGUGGUCACGGCGACUCUGCUCUCUUUGCUGUAAAUGGCUUCAACAUGCUCAUUAACGGUGGCUCGGACAGGAAGUCAUGCUUCUGGAAGCUUGUGAGACAUCUGGACCGGGUGGACUCCAUCCUGCUGACCCAUGUCGGCGACGACAGCCUGCCAGGCAUUAAUAGCAUGCUGGUGAGGAAGAUCGCAGAGCUUGAGGAAGAACAGUCACAGGGUUCGACAGCUAACAGUGACUGGGUGAAGAACAUGAUUUCUCCGGAUAUUGGUGUUGUGUUUGUGAAUCUUCCAGAAAACUUGGAUAACCCUGAACCUAAUUACAGAGUGAGGAGGAAUGUCGAGGAGGCAGCGUUCACUCAGCAGUUCCUUUCCAAGCUAAAUUUGAGGACAGAGCCUUUGCAAAGGCCCGUUGGAAACAUCAUAGAACCUAUCACACUUUUUCAGAAGAUGGGCGUCGGGAAGCUCGAGAUGUAUGUGCUCAAUCCAGCAAAGAACAGCAAGGAGAUGCAGCACUUUAUGAAGCAGUGGACUGGUAGUGAAAAAGACACUGCUUCUAUUCUGCUGCCAAAUGGAAAAGAAUCAGAGUUCCCUGUCUCUUACUUGACAUCUAUCUCUUCACUCAUUGUGUGGCACCCUGCAAAUCCGUCAGAUAAGGUUGUGCGUGUUCUCUUUCCUGGAAAUGCCACCCAGCAUCACAUCUUUGAAGGUUUAGAAAAGCUAAAGCACUUGGACUUCUUGAAGCAACCAGUUGUCACUCAAAAAGUGCUGUCUUCUAAUAUGCCAUCAACACCGACACUAAAGCAGGCUAAGAUGAAACAAAGAACAGACAGCAAAGAAAGCCUUAAGUCUACCCCAAAGCCAUCACCAAUCAAGAGCAUCAGGAAGGAUUCAAAGGAGGAUGCACCAGAAAAGGCAAAGACAGAUGCAGAAUCCAUUCAGGAAAAAACACAAAAGGCAGAGAAAAAAGAAAAGGUCCCACUGAAGAAGGAAAAGGCAAAGGCACCUGAGAAAGAAUCAAAGGCGAAGUCAGAGCAAACAGUGCACAAUGAAACUCCAGAAAAAAAGAAGUCUGAAAUAAAACCCAAAGCUGAGAAGAUUAUUAAAAAGGAGACCAAAAUGUCUGUGGAAAAGAAAAAGGAGGUUAAAAAAGAAGUGGCAAAGAAAGGUGACAUACUAAAACAAGAAAGUAAAAAAGAUGAUAAAGCAAAGAAAGAGGAGGCAAAGAAAGUUAUAAAAAAGGAUAUCAGAAGAGACUCACCUAUGAAGGAGAAAAAAGAAGAAAAGAAAGAGCAAAAGAAAGAUGUCAAGAGGCCGUUUAAAGACAUAAAAAAGACCACUGAAGAAAAGAAUCUGGCACCAAAACCAAAGCCCCUGAAAAAAGACGAUGCCUCAAAGAAAGAUGCAGGAGUACCAUCAAAGUUAAAAGAGAAAGGAAAGACAAAGGUUACAAAGAAAGAGACCAAGGUGGAUAGUGGCCAACCUGCAGCUAAUGCCACUGCUGUCCCAGAGGAUCCUGAAGCAGAAAGAUCUCUGAUGUCCUCACCGGAGGACCUCACUAAGGACUUUGAGGAGCUCAAAGCUGAAGAGUUGGUGGAAGAUGAUGCGACUGUGCAACAAAAUCGGGAAGAAGAGGCUGUGAUGAUCCACCGUGAAGAAAUCAUACAGACCAAAGAGUCACCUGAGGCGUUGGAGUCAGUGGAUGAGGGUAUAACCACAACAGAGGCUGAAGGAGACAGCGGAGUGACCCCAGAUGAACAAGUUCUCAAGGGAAAACUCAACGGAAGUGCAAGUGAGAGGUUUGAAGAUGAGGGCACUGUAAUGGAGGAGACAUCUGAAGGAGGAGAUUAUGAAGAGAAGGGAGAAACAGAGGAAGUGUACGAACCACAGAGAAUGGAAGUAGACAAAGAUAAGCUUACUCCUACUGAAGAUGAACACCAGGACAGACAUGAUGAAGUCAAACCACUCAGCAGUGAAAGACAAACAGAGAAACAGAAUCUGUUUAAAUCAGCCUCACCCAAAGUGUCUUCACCUGUUUCUCCAGCUGCAUCUAUCCAUGAUGAAACGCUUCCAGUUGGCUUUGAGAGCUCAACAGCCUCAGAUGAUGAGAACCGAGAUGAAGCCCCUGAGGAUUACACUGUCACCUCUGGCUAUACUCAGUCCACCAUUGAGAUCUCCAGUGUGCCUACUCCCAUGGAUGAGAUGUUGACUCCUAGGGACAUGAUGAGCGAUGAAACCACCAAUGAUGAGACCGAAUCCCCUCCACAGGAUGGUGAAAGGUUUGAGACAUCAGCAUCUGGAGAGUAUGACAGGAAGAAAAUUUCUCCACUUCAGGAUAUGGCAGGAUCAGAUCGCUCUCAGAGUGAAGCCACAGAAGGCCAGGACUACAACCACUCCGCUUCCACAAUCUCUCCACCUUCAUCACUAGAGGAAGAUAAAGUCUGCAAGGGCUUUCCACCUGCAGUGAAAGUUGAAGGGUUUGCCACAGCUCAAGAGUCAUGUGAAAAGUACGAUGCAGACUCAUCUAGACUCAGUUCAACCUCCACAACAUCACCUCUCAUUCGUUCUCCCUCAGUGGACCGCAAGGACACAUUUGAUUCACCAUCAAUUUUUGCUCCUCCAAUCGAACUGUCCACCACUCUGGCAGGCAGCACCAGAGCAACAGCAGAUUCCUCCCUCAGCCCAGAUGACAAGACACUGGAAGGAGCCAACUCGCCUCAGUCCUCUGGUCACACACCGUACUAUCAGUCACCGGUAGAUGAAAAAGCAGGAAGUCUACCACCUGUGUCAGAAGACAAAGCACAGGGUCCAGUCAUUGUGGAGGUCACAAGUGAUAAGGAGGAUUCCUCCAACAGGGUUACCCCAGAGCCUGAUGAGCCAGAACAAGAAAGUUGCUCUCCUGUAGAGAGGGUAAUGUUCUCUCCUACAAGCCCACCUCCAACUGAACCUGAUUCCCCAACAAAGAAGGAAAAGUCACCCUUUGAUGUGGAUCAUAAGAAAACUGGAGACAACAGCCAUGCAGUCUUGUCCUCAGCACCAGUGACCAAAAAUGAAUCUGACACCAAUCCUUUCACAGCUUUCAAAGAAGAGAGUAAAAUGUCCAUUUCAGAGGGUACCACAUCAGACAAGUCAGGAACCCCUCUGGAGGAAGUGGUAGCAGAAGACACAUUUUCACAUUUAGCUUCAGCAUCUACUGCCUCCCUGGCCACCAGCUCCUUGCCAGAGCCAACCACUGACUCCCCUUCUCUCCAUGCUGAGGUAGGCUCUCCUCACUCAACAGAAGUAGAUGACUCUCUGUCUGUCUCUGUGGUUCAGACCCCGACCACCUUCCAUGAGGCUGAGGGAUCUCCAUCCAAGGACGAUAGCCCCAGGCCCAUGUCUAUCUCCCCAGACAUCUCGCCAAAGUCUAAAAGCAGAACACAGAUGCAGGACACAAAAUCCCCAGAGCACUCUACCAUGUCAAUAGAGUUUGGCCAGGAUUCCCCUGACCACUCCUUAGCCCUGGACUUUAGUAAACAAUCCCCAGAGCACCCAUCCGUGGGAGGCAGCUCUCGUGCUACAGAGAAUGGGCCAACUGAGGUUGACUACAGCCCCUCAGAUGGAACAGAUGUAAGAUCAACUGGAGAGCCCAGCUCCACAGUGGAAAAGCCUUUACUUUUUGAAGAGGGUGAGUCAGUCCGUGCCACUUCUGCAACGCCAUCCGAUGCAUCUCAAUCCACACCUUCUGUUACAACCCCAUGCCAAAUGACAGAGAUGCCACAUGCUGUGACUGAGCAGACAGAUAAGUCUCCAAUCACCCCCAAGGCAUCCUCUCUCACACACUCUCCUCAUUCCAAUGAGCCAUCCCCAGUGCUAGGAUGUCCCCCUGCUAAAGACGGCACCAGCCCAAUUUCACCAUCUGUGGAGAGCAUUUCUAAUAAAGUUGACACGCAGCAGAAAUACGACAAGUCACCCUCACCUCCCAAAGCUACUUCUCCGUCAUCUUCUUUUGCCCUCUCAAAAGAGGACACACUUUCCCCAGCAAAGGAGACUAAUCCCUUUAAAUGUGAGGAUUCUACGCUUGAGGCAAAAUCCCCUGUGAGCCCCAAAGUCCCUUCCCCGUCAUGUCUACCUCUCUCCUCUGAUCUGUAUAAUUACAAUUCUGCUUGUGGCUCCAAGGACCCAGACUCCACCAAGAGGAGCCCCUCUGCUCCAUCUAAGACAGAUGUUGACCUCUGCCUAGUCACUUCAUGUGAGUACCGUCACCCUAAGACAGAACUAUCCCCAUCUUUUAUCAACCCUAACCCUCUGGAAUACUUCAUUAAUGAAGAGAAUGCCUUGGAUGAGGAGAAGCCACUGGCCAAGUUAGGAGGAGGGCCCCCACCUCCAGGGGGUAAGCUUUCCGCCAAGCAAUGUGAGGAGACCCCACCCACAUCCAUCAGUGAGUCUGCCCCCUCCCAGACAGAUUCAGAUGUUCCACCAGGGACAGAGGAGUGUCCUUCCAUUACAGCAGAUGCUAACAUCGACUCUGAAGACGACUCUGAGACUUUGCCUACUGACAGAACCCUGACCUACAGGCAUGCUGAUCCUCCUCCGGUGGUUUUCAGAGACUCUGCUCCAUCCUCAGGCCACCACGAUGUCUGCAUGGUGGACCCAGAGGCCCUCAAGGCUGAAGAAAACCUCAACAAUGCUAACACAGAUGGUGGAGAAAAGCUCAAGAAGAAAAAACUCUCAAAAAAAUCUUCAUCGCCAGCCAGGAAGGGUGGUCUAUCAAAGGUCAAGGACACAAAGACUGCCUCUCCAAAGAAGAGUGUUGGAGAAGGGAAAGAUGCCAAGAAUGCAACCAAUACCUCUGCGUCCAGAGGUGUGAAAAGUGCCACAUCAGGUCGUGGAAAGGCAUCAGGUGGGACAUCUCUGCCCAACUGCCCUCCCAUGUACAUGGAUUUGGUUUACAUCCCCAAUCACUGCAGUGCCAAGAAUGUGGAUGCUGAGUUCUUUAAGCGGGUGCGCUCCUCUUACUAUGUGGUCAGUGGCAAUGAUCAGACAGCUCAGGAGCCCAGUAGGGCUGUCCUUGAUGCUCUGCUGGAAGGAAAGGCCCAGUGGGGAAACAAUAUGCAGGUCACUCUGAUUCCAACCCAUGACACUGAUGUGAUGAGGGAGUGGUACCAGGAGACCCACGACAAGCAGCAGGAGCUGAACAUCAUGGUCCUAGCCAGCAGCAGCACUGUCGUCAUGCAGGAUGAGUCUUUCCCUGCUUGUAAGAUAGAAAUGUAG
Molecule: messenger RNA, 6045 nt
Organism: Toxotes jaculatrix (banded archerfish)
Lineage: Eukaryota; Metazoa; Chordata; Actinopteri; Toxotidae
Gene: map1b
Product: microtubule-associated protein 1B
Exons: 8
Coding region: 1-6045 (2014 amino acids)
Biological process (GO): axonogenesis; dendrite development; microtubule cytoskeleton organization
Cellular component (GO): cytosol; microtubule associated complex; microtubule
Molecular function (GO): microtubule binding; actin binding
Source: RefSeq, a predicted model, not a curated record